Molecule: messenger RNA, 706 nt
Organism: Hyposmocoma kahamanoa
Lineage: Eukaryota; Metazoa; Arthropoda; Insecta; Lepidoptera; Cosmopterigidae
Product: NADH-cytochrome b5 reductase 2-like
Exons: 5
Coding region: 1-663 (220 amino acids)
Cellular component (GO): mitochondrion
Molecular function (GO): FAD binding; oxidoreductase activity
Source: RefSeq, a predicted model, not a curated record
AUGAAUGACGUAGCCGUGAGAAUAGACUUGAUUGUGCGCUUAAACACUAAGGACUAUUGGAAAAAAAAUCUACGAGGCAGUCACCCCGCUUAUGCAGCUCUUAUCAUCUCUUUUCAGGUUCUGUCUAUAAUAAUUGGCCUCAGCUCAGCGGUAGUAUUAUCAACAGUAAUAGCAAAUUGUCUGUGGGGCAAAAAGAAAAACAAGAAGUUAGUGACGUUAAUAGACCCCAACAAGAAGUACCCUCUACCGCUUACUGAACGCGAAGAGAUCAGUCAUGACACUAGAAGAUUUAGGUUUGGUUUGCCAUCGGAUAAACAUGUAUUAGGUUUGCCAAUUGGCCAACAUAUACAUUUAUCAGCCAAAAUUGAUGAUGACUUGGUCAUUAGAGCUUAUACACCUGUCUCUAGUGAUGACGAGAAAGGUUAUGUGGAUUUGGUUGUCAAGGUGUACUUUAAAAAUGUUCAUCCCAAGUUCCCUGACGGAGGCAAGAUGUCUCAGCAUUUGAAUAACAUGAAACUUGGAGAGACCAUUGAUGUUAAAGGACCUUCGGGAAAAUUGCAAUAUGCUGGAAAAGGUCUCUUCCUCAUCAAAAAGACGAGAAGAGACCCUCCUGUGAAGGUUGUGGUAAACAAACUCAACAUGAUUGCUGGAUACAUUUUAUAAUAUGGAAUAAGAAGUUGUAUUCAUUGUAAGAAACCUGUUAGAA